CGCUGCAGCCGGCCCUCUUGCGCUCCAUCCUCUCUGACCGCAUCGGCCUGUCCAUCCACCCUCGGCCUGUCCAUCCACCCUCGGACACCAACCGCCGGCACUCUCUGUCCCCGGCCAGCUCCUCACCAGCCCACUCUUGCUUCUCUGCUCGCUCGACUGCCAGCCUUUUCAUUCCAUUCCAUUCCACACUUCCGUUCGCUCCCCACUACUCCCACUGCCCUCAUCUGUUCCACCGUUGGUCAUGGAGCCAGCUCGAUCGCAACACCAGCAGUCUCGGAUCACUUCCUUCUUCAAGCCGGCGGGCCCCUUGCCGUCGCCGGCCCAUCACGCCGCAUCCUCGAUCGUUCUGUCUCCCUCAAUCACCUCCUCCCCGUCCUCCACCUCUCCGUCUCGGUCAGCCUCGGCCUCGCCAUUCUCUGUUCGGCCGGGAUUCUCACAUCCGUCGCCUCCGUCACCGUAUCCGUAUCCGCUGCCCACUCCUCAGCCAGGGCCUUCCCCAGCCGCAAUGCUUCGAACCUCGGACCAACGGCCUGGCCCGAAUCGGCGCUUUGCCGAGCUUCCUCUUCCGCCCUCGUCGACGCCCAUCGACCCACGCUUCCAUCUCCUCAUCCCAAAAGAGAGCCGGAAGCGCCAGCACGAGUAUGAGUCGUGGUCAAGCGACAUCCGGCUCGAGGAGAUCAACGACGACAAUCUGGACGAGUUCCGGCGCAUCAACUCGAUCAUCUUUCCUGUGGUCUAUCAAGAGUCCUUUUAUCGGCAAGUUUGCGACAAAUAUCCGAAAGAGCUCAGCGCCCUUGCCUUCUACAAGGAAGACUGUGUCGGCGCCGUCAGCUGCCGCAAAGAGCCCAUAUACCACAACGAGACCGAAACCCGCUAUCGUGUCUACAUCAUGACCAUCGGCGUGCUGGCUCCCUAUCGCCGCCUCAAGAUUGGAUCGCACUUGGUGAACUACAUCAUCCGGAAUUGCGAGCUGGAUCCCACCGUCGAGCACAUCAGUCUGCACGUGCAGACAACCAACGACGAAGCCAUCCGUUUCUACGAGAAGCUGGACUUUAUCGUCCACUCGCGAGUAGACGGAUACUAUGCCCGCAACCGAGGUGUGGAGCCGCCGGACGCCUAUCUCCUCAAUCGCUACAUUCCACGCAAAUCCGAGUAGAUGUGCUUGCGUCCGAGGCUGUCGGGCCGAGCC
Polychytrium aggregatum is the source of this 1189-nucleotide messenger RNA. RefSeq names its product acyl-CoA N-acyltransferase. Gene Ontology annotation, molecular function: acyltransferase activity, transferring groups other than amino-acyl groups. The transcript has 3 exons. Gene Ontology annotation, cellular component: NatA complex. NCBI's taxonomy places the organism in Eukaryota, Fungi, Chytridiomycota, Chytridiomycetes, Polychytriales. Gene Ontology annotation, biological process: mitotic sister chromatid cohesion. The record is from RefSeq and is a predicted model, not a curated record. Bases 242 to 1156 code for a protein of 304 amino acids.